GAGAGAGAAAGGGAGAUGUUGGGUGGAUUCCAGAGAGACUGGAGCUCGCAUUACCAUUGCCACCUAACUCUGAUCUGUCUCUAUAUUGACCAACUCUUUGCUUUCUCAAAUGAAUUGAAGCCUCCCCGAGAUUCAGAUUUCCAGCAAUCCCCUCUUCGUGUUGGAAUUCUGAGUUACCGGAAGAGCUUCAAAAUCAAACAAUGGCAAGCCAGAGAGGGAAAAAAUACAAGCCCAAGGAAACUAGCAACGCUGAUGACAAUGACGAUCAAAAUGAGAAUCAACCAACGUGUAAAGAAGAUGAGACGAAGCUGGCCAAAAUUGAUAAGAAGCAGAAAAAGCAAAAAGCCCUGUUGGAAUUCAGAUGCAUGGUUGAAGACGCAAUUCUUGGAAAUUACCUGUUAGGGAAACCUAAGAUAGCUCUAUCGGCAAGCGAAAACAGAAAAGCUAGAGAGAAGCUCAGAGAGAUUACUUUAUGGGGUGUACCUUUAUUGCCAAGUAAAAGCCAUGAAGGUACCGAUAUUGUACUUACCAAAUUCUUGAAGGCCAAGGGUUUUAAAGUUCACGAUGCCUUCGAGAUGCUUCGGAAGACGCUGAAAUGGCGAAGGGAGUACAAUGUGGAUUCGGUUCUUGAAGAAACUUCUGAGGUAGACGUUGAAAAGUUGGUGUGCAUAGGUAGCAGAGACAAUGAAGGUCAUCCUCUGUACUUCAAUGUUUACGCUGCUUUGAAAGAUAAGAAUCUUUAUAAUGAAUUGUUUGGAUCCCAAGAAAAUUGCGAGCAGUUCCUUAGAUUGAGAGUUCGUUACAUGGAAAAAGGUAUCAGGCUACUCAACUUCAAAGCUGGUGGUACCGAUGCCUUAGUUCAAAUCACGGAUUUGAAGAACUUGCCUGGUUCCACCAUGAAAGAGCUCCGUUUAGUUACCAAGAAAUGCAUGAUGUUGCUCCAAAAUUAUUAUCCUGAGCUCAUUUAUAGAGAUAUAAUAGUCAAUGCACCCUUUUGGUACUAUGCGUCUCAUGUUCUGAGCUCAAAGCUCUUGAGUCAAAGAACCAAGAAGAAGUUUGUAUUUGCCAGACCAAACAAAGUUACUAAGACCCUUCUAAAGUUUAUUGCUCCGGAAUACCUUCCUGCUGAAUAUGGUGGUUUAAAAAGAGAGAAUGAUGAUGAGUUUUGCCCUGAAGACAAAGUCUUAGAGCUUAAUGUUAAGAAGAACUCAACUAGCUCCAUUCAAAUCCCUGUCGCCGAGGUUGGGGUGACCAUGAUUUGGGAUGUGACAGUUGUUGGAUGGGAGGUGUUAUACAGGGAGGAGUUCAUUCCGGAGGAUGAGGGUUCCUACAACGUUUUGCUCAACAAUGAAAAGGAAAAGAAAGGGAUAGAAAGUAUUAGGAAUUCCUUCUAUAUUGGUGAACCAGGGAAUAUAGUCAUAACCAUCCAGACAGGCUAUAAGAAGAAAAGGGUUUUUUAUAGAUAUAAAACCAAACCCACUGUUCCCAUGUACUUCUUCUUGAAAUAGCCUUUCUUACUUCUUUUAUCAUGAUUUCCUAGUGUCUCUCCUAGCAUAUAUGUACUAACAUAAAUAUACGUAUAUACACAAACAUGUCCUUGGUGAAGCUG
Messenger RNA from Carica papaya (papaya), 1609 nucleotides. Its product is annotated as patellin-4-like. Gene Ontology annotation, molecular function: lipid binding. NCBI's taxonomy places the organism in Eukaryota, Viridiplantae, Streptophyta, Magnoliopsida, Brassicales, Caricaceae. The record is from RefSeq and is a predicted model, not a curated record.